ACCUUCCCUUUCCCCCAGCAAAACUGGCGGGAAUCUCAUCUUUCCCUCCUCCACCUUCCCCCCUCUCUCUCUCCGUGAACUCGAACUCGCGCGCUCGACUCACCGAGAGCUCCACUGAGUCGCCGCCAUGAGCGCUUCCACCAGGAAACGCCCUCCCCCGGCGGCGCACCCUUCCCCGGCGGCGCACCCGCCGAAGCACCAGGCCACCACGCCGCCGCCGCCGCCGCAGCCGGCCCCGAGGCCGCCCCUCGAGGAGGAAUUCCUCGACGAGGACGUCUACCUCGACGAAACCCUAAUCCCCGGCGACGACGACCACGACGAGGAGUACCUCAUCCUCCGCGACAUCGAGGAGCGCCAGGGCCUCGCCUCGCGCCUCGCCAAGUGGGCCCGCCCUCCCCUCUCCGACGGCUACCUGUCGCAGUCGAAGAACGUCGUUUAUCAGCAAUUGGCGAUCGAUUACGUGAUCGCGGAGAGCCACAGGGAACUCUUGCCUGAUCGUUCCGGGCCUGCCGCGAUUAUUCGCAUUUUCGGGGUCACGAGGGAAGGGCAUAGUGUUUGCUGCAAUGUUCAUGGGUUCGAGCCGUACUUCUACAUUAGUUGUCCUCCAGGAAUGGGCCCAGAUGAUAGUUCCCGUUUUCAUCAAGUUCUCGAGGGAAGGAUGAGAGAUGCAAACAGGAAUAGCAAAGUGCCUAAGUACGUUAGACGUAUAGAAAUGGUGCAGAAAAGAAGUAUUAUGUAUUAUCAGCAGCAAACUUCUCAUCCUUUUCUCAAGAUCGUGGUUGCAUUGCCAACGAUGGUGACCACAUGCCGUGGCAUUCUUGACAGAGGUAUUCAGAUUGAUGGGUUGGGUAUGAAGAGCUUCAUGACAUACGAAAGCAACAUCCUUUUUGCACUUCGUUUUAUGAUUGACCGCAAUGUUGUUGGAGGCAAUUGGAUUGAAGUACCUGCUGGAAAGUACCGAAGGACAGCCAAAAAGUUGUCUUAUUGCCAGUUGGAGUUCGAUUGCUUGUACUCUGAACUCAUUAGCCAUUCCCUGGAAGGUGAAUUCUCUAAGAUGGCUCCUUUCCGUAUUUUGAGUUUUGACAUUGAGUGUGCUGGUCGAAAAGGUCAUUUUCCAGAGCCUAACCAUGAUCCUGUCAUCCAGGUGGCCAAUCUAGUCACCUUGCAGGGAGAGAGCCAGCCGUUUGUGCGAAAUGUGAUGACCCUGAAGUCAUGCUCUCCUAUAGUUGGUGUUGAUGUCAUGUCAUUUGACACAGAAAGAGAAGUCCUGCUAGCUUGGAGGGAUUUAAUCAGGGAAGUCGACCCCGAUAUUAUAAUAGGGUAUAACAUCUGCAAGUUUGAUUUGCCAUAUCUUAUUGAGAGAGCUGAAGCUUUAGGCAUUCCUGAAUUUCCUAUAUUGGGCCGUGUGAGGAAUAGCAGGGUCCGUGUCAGAGACACAACUUUUUCCUCAAGGCAGCAUGGAACAAGGGAAAGUAAAGAAGUCACCAUUGAAGGGAGGGUUCAAUUUGACUUGUUCCAGGCUGUGCAACGAGAUUAUAAACUAAGUUCUUAUUCGUUGAACUCUGUUUCGGCACACUUCCUUUCUGAGCAGAAAGAGGAUGUUCACCAUUCAAUUAUAUCAGAUCUUCAAAAUGGCAAUGCGGAAACGAGGAGGCGGCUUGCUGUAUAUUGUUUGAAGGAUGCUUAUCUCCCACAGCGGUUGCUGGAUAAACUGAUGUUCAUUUACAAUUAUGUGGAGAUGGCAAGGGUCACUGGCGUUCCUAUAUCUUUUCUUCUUUCCCGGGGGCAGAGCAUUAAGGUUCUUUCCCAACUUCUUAGGAAGGCAAAACAGAAGAACCUUGUUAUCCCAAAUAUGAAACAGGCAGGAUCCGAGCAAGGAACAUAUGAGGGUGCUACAGUUCUGGAGGCCAAGGCAGGUUUCUAUGAAAAGCCAAUUGCGACGUUGGAUUUUGCUUCUCUGUAUCCAUCAAUAAUGAUGGCCUAUAAUUUGUGCUAUUGCACACUGGUUACUCCUGAGGAUGUUCGUAAGCUCAGCCUCCCACCAGAGUGUGUUAAUAGAACUCCGUCUGGUGAAACAUUUGUCAAAUCGAGUCUGCAAAAGGGAAUCUUGCCAGAGAUCCUUGAAGAACUACUGGCUGCUCGUAAAAGAGCAAAGGCAGACCUGAAGGAGGCAAAGGAUCCACUUGAAAGAGCCGUGCUUGAUGGUCGGCAGCUGGCUUUGAAGAUUAGUGCAAAUUCUGUAUAUGGGUUUACUGGAGCUACUAUUGGCCAGUUACCCUGCCUCGAGAUAUCUUCAAGUGUCACAAGCUAUGGUCGGCAGAUGAUUGAGCACACAAAAAAGCUUGUUGAAGAUAAAUUUACUGUGCUUGGAGGGUAUGAACACAAUGCGGAGAUUAUUUAUGGUGACACAGAUUCAGUAAUGGUGCAAUUUGGUGUACCUACAGUGGAAGAAGCAAUGAAAUUGGGAAGAGAAGCCGCUGAUUACAUUAGUGGAACUUUCAUCAAGCCCAUCAAACUAGAGUUUGAGAAGGUCUACUAUCCAUAUUUGUUGAUCAGCAAGAAGAGGUAUGCUGGCCUUUAUUGGACAAGUCCAGAGAAAUUUGACAAAAUGGAUACAAAAGGCAUCGAAACUGUCAGAAGAGACAAUUGCUUACUGGUGAAAAACCUGGUAACUGAGUGUCUUCAUAAAAUACUUAUUGACAGAGACAUUCCCAAGGCAGUGCAGUAUGUCAAGAACACUAUUUCAGACCUUCUCAUGAAUCGAGUGGAUUUGUCCCUUUUAGUUAUUACAAAGGGUUUGACAAAGUCAGGAGAUGAUUAUGAUGUAAAGGCAGCUCAUGUUGAGCUGGCUGAACGCAUGCGCAAGCGAGAUGCUGCCACUGCUCCAACUGUUGGUGAUAGAGUACCUUAUGUCAUCAUCAAAGCUGCAAAAGGUGCCAAGGCUUAUGAAAAAUCUGAGGAUCCCAUCUAUGUGCUAGAAAACAACAUCCCAAUUGACCCUCAAUACUAUCUAGAAAAUCAAAUUAGCAAGCCGCUUCUUAGAAUCUUCGAACCAAUCUUGAAGAAUGCUAGCAAGGAACUUCUUCAGGGAAGUCAUACGAGAUCUAUUUCCAUCUCUACUCCUUCAAACAGUGGGAUCAUGAAAUUUGCCAAGAAGCAACUAACUUGCAUUGGUUGCAAAGCUUUGAUAAGCAAUACAAACGGAACUCUUUGUUCACACUGCAAGGGAAGGGAAGCUGAAUUGUAUUGUAAAUCAGUAUCUCAAGUCUCAGAGCUUGAGGAGAUUUUUGGAAAGCUUUGGACACAGUGCCAAGAAUGCCAGGGUUCACUUCAUCAGGAUGUUCUUUGUACAAGUCGGGAUUGUCCCAUAUUUUACCGGAGGAAGAAGGCACAGAAAGACAUGGCUGAAGCCAAGCGGCAAUUAGAUAGAUGGAACUUCUAAAUAUCGACAGGCUUUGUAAUCUGUGGUGGUGGACGAGAGGGGAUGCAUCUGUCUUCACUUUGUUAUUAGUAUGGCUUCUUUUGCCCAA
Messenger RNA from Eucalyptus grandis, 3530 nucleotides. Its product is annotated as DNA polymerase delta catalytic subunit. The record is from RefSeq and is a predicted model, not a curated record. Gene Ontology annotation, cellular component: delta DNA polymerase complex. The transcript has 30 exons. Gene Ontology annotation, biological process: base-excision repair, gap-filling; DNA replication proofreading; DNA-templated DNA replication. The coding region runs from base 128 to 3442 and encodes 1104 amino acids. Lineage: Eukaryota; Viridiplantae; Streptophyta; Magnoliopsida; Myrtales; Myrtaceae. Gene Ontology annotation, molecular function: nucleotide binding; 3'-5'-DNA exonuclease activity; DNA binding.